Molecule: messenger RNA, 1689 nt
Organism: Aspergillus puulaauensis
Lineage: Eukaryota; Fungi; Ascomycota; Eurotiomycetes; Eurotiales; Aspergillaceae
Product: putative siroheme synthase
Exons: 2
Coding region: 1-1689 (562 amino acids)
Biological process (GO): siroheme biosynthetic process; sulfate assimilation
Molecular function (GO): uroporphyrin-III C-methyltransferase activity
Source: RefSeq, a predicted model, not a curated record
AUGAAGGACGCAUCGUCAGAGAGCCCAGCCCAAAUCCCGCUGCUGGCUUCAAUAAACGCGGACUCUCAGGUGCAUUUAAUUGUUGGGGCUAAUCCUCUCGCUGCAGCCCGUUGCACCAAAAGUGUGCAAGCAGGCGCAAAACCAGUGGUCAUUUCGCCUGGCUCAGAGAGCCUGCAAUACACUUUAGCAGCACAUAUUGAAAAUGGGACCGCAAAAUGGAUUCAAAGGGAAUUUGAGGAAGGUGAUUUAACGACCCUAGGGCGGGAAGAGAUUGAUCAUGUCGUGGACAUGGUCUUUGUCACCCUUGGUGGGAGUCAUCCUCUGAGCUCUCAUAUCUCAAAACUAUGCCGGCGCCUCAGGAUUCCAGUGAAUGUAUCAGACGCUCCAGCUCUUUGCACCUUCAGCUUGCUGUCCACCUACUCCGAUGGCCCGCUCCAUGUCGGAAUUACGACUUCCGGCCGGGGCUGCAAGCUAGGCUCACGACUGAAGAGGGAAAUAUCAUCAGCACUUCCUCCCAACCUCGGGAGUGCCAUAGACAGGCUGGGGACAGUCAGAAAGCGUCUCUGGGAAGAAGACUUUGCUGCGGGCCUGUGCGAUGCGGCCUUUGAUGUUGAUGAGGACGACUCUACUGGACAAAGACACACUUUCAAUAAUUUAGUCACAAAUGACGACGUUAAUGCCGCAAAAACUCGCCGCAUGCGCUGGUUAUCCCAGAUCUGUGAAUAUUGGCCACUUCGCAGGCUAGCUGCCAUCAACGAUUCGGACAUCGAUGGCAUACUUCAAGAAUAUAGCUCAGGGAAUACGAAUAUUUCUGACACGAAUGGAACCCAGUUACCUGAGCGCAAGGGCAAAAUUAUUCUUGCUGGAUCAGGACCAGGACACCCAGAUUUACUCACUCGGGCAACAUAUAACGCCAUUCAGUGCUCAGACAUCAUCCUGGCCGAUAAACUUGUGCCGGCGCCGGUUUUAGAACUGAUCCCGCGGCGAACAGAGGUUCACAUUGCCCGAAAAUUUCCAGGAAAUGCUGACCAAGCUCAAGAGGAGUUUCUCCGCAUGGGCUUGGAUGCACUUCAAAAAGGUCACCAGGUACUACGUCUCAAACAAGGUGACCCGUAUCUUUAUGGGCGAGGAGGAGAAGAACUUGGAUUUUUCCGCGCCCAAGGCUUUACGCCUGUUGUAUUACCUGGCAUCACCAGUGCACUGAGCGCCCCACUGUUUGCAGAGAUCCCUGCAACCCACAGAGGAGUAUCUGACCAGGUCUUGGUAUGCACAGGUACUGGAAGGAAAGGUGCAGCACCAGAACCUCCAACUUAUGUGCCAACACAGACAGUAGUCUUUUUGAUGGCAUUGCAUCGACUUUCCGCCCUUAUAGACUCUCUAACAAAAUCAUUUGUGGAAGAAGACUGUCUUCCGCGCUCGCGAACACUCUGGCCAGUAGAAACACCUUGCGCCAUUAUCGAACGUGCUUCCUGCAGCGAUCAGCGAGUGAUUCGUUCUACGCUAGAGCAUGUCUGCCAAGCAUUCGAGGCUGAGGGAUCACGGCCACCUGGCUUACUUGUAGUUGGGGCGAGCUGCCACGUUCUUCACAAGCCGAGUGAUGGUCAGCAAUGGAUUGUUGAAGAUGGUUUCCGGGAUUUGGAUGAGUUGCGAGGCACGAUCGAAGGACCGAAGAUCAACGAAACGGCUUAA